Oncorhynchus gorbuscha (pink salmon) is the source of this 1359-nucleotide messenger RNA. Its product is annotated as plexin-A4-like. Lineage: Eukaryota; Metazoa; Chordata; Actinopteri; Salmoniformes; Salmonidae. The annotation marks the transcript as partial. The transcript is spliced from 7 exons. Gene Ontology annotation, molecular function: semaphorin receptor activity; protein binding. Gene Ontology annotation, cellular component: semaphorin receptor complex. The record is from RefSeq and is a predicted model, not a curated record. Gene Ontology annotation, biological process: regulation of GTPase activity; semaphorin-plexin signaling pathway involved in axon guidance; regulation of cell migration.
AUGGGUUCUCCUAUGGGGACAGCCACAGAGCGUUGGAACCAGAAAGGGUUCUCCUAUGGGGACAGCCACAGAGCGUUGGAACCAGAAAGGGUUCUCCUAUGGGGAGAGAUGCAGAGCGUUGGAACCAGAAUGGGUUCUCCUAUGGGGACAGCCACAGAGCGUUGGAACCAGAAAGGGUUCUCCUAUGGGGACAGCCACAGAGCGUUGGAACCAGAAAGGGUUCUCCUAUGGGGAGAGAUGCAGAGCGUUGGAACCAGAAUGGGUUCUCCUAUGGGGACAGCCACAGAGCGUUGGAACCAGAAAGGGUUCUCCUAUGGGGACAGCCACAGAGCGUUGGAACCAGAAAGGGUUCUCCAAUGGGGAGAGAUGCAGAGCGUUGGAAUCAGAAUGGGUUCUCCUAUGGGGACAGCCACAGAGAGUUGGAACCAGAAAGGGUUCUCCUAUGGGGACAGCCACAGAGCGUUGGAACCAGAAAGGGUUCUCCUAUGGGGACAGCCACAGAGCGUUGGAAACAGAAAGGGUUCUCCUAGGGGGACAGCCACAGAGCGUUGGAACCAGAAAGGGUUCUCCUAUGGGGACAGCCACAGAGCGUUGGAACCAGAAAGGGUUCUCCUAUGGGGACAGCCACAGAGUAUCAGGGUGGACGGGCCUUCCCACGGUGCAUUGCAGUAUGAGGUGAUCCAGGCAGUGGAGCGAGGGCCAAUCCAACGGGACAUGGCCUUCUCCCCCGACCACCACUUCCUAUAUGCCAUGUCAGAGACACAGAUGACGAGGGUACCCGUGGAAGCCUGUGGCCAGUACUCCACCUGCAGCGAGUGUCUGGGCUCAGGAGACCCUCACUGUGGCUGGUGUGUCCUGCACAACAUGUGCACCAGGAAGGAGAACUGCGAGCGCUCGGCCGAGCCCCGGAGGUUCGCCUGGGACAUCAAGCAGUGCGUCCGCCUCAGCGUCCACCCCAGCAACAUCUCCGUGUCCCAGUUCAGCGUCACGCUGAUCCUGGAGGCCCAUAACGUCCCAGAGUUGUCUGCAGGGGUUAACUGUACCUUUGAGGACCUGGCUGAGAUGGACGGCCUGGUGGAGGGGAACCGCAUCAGGUGCAGCUCGCCUGCCGAGAAGGAGGUGCCUCGCAUUAUCGUAGACAAAGCUGAUCACCAGAUAGUUCAGCUCUACCUCAAGUCCAAGGAGACAGGCCUGGUCUUCGCCAACACCAGCUUUGUCUUCUACAACUGCAGCGUCCACAAGUCGUGUUUGUCAUGUGUGAGAAGCCCCUACCAGUGCCACUGGUGUAAAUACAGACAUGACUGCACCCACGACCCACGCACCUGCUCCUUCCAGGAGGGACGCGUCAAGAAGCCAGAG